Molecule: messenger RNA, 291 nt
Organism: Caenorhabditis angaria
Lineage: Eukaryota; Metazoa; Nematoda; Chromadorea; Rhabditida; Rhabditidae
Source: the annotation of a GenBank genome assembly
AUGUGUGUCUGCCCAUACACUAAUCGCUUCAACGCAAUUCUCAACGACUACUUCAAUGGUUUCCAACGUCGUGCUUUGGCCAACACAACCAACUUCAACUUUGCCAACGAAUUCGGAGACAUUGAAAACAACGAGAACCAAUUUGCUGUUGAUUUGGAUGUUCGCCAUUUCAAACCAGAAGAAUUGAAUGUGAAUUUGAAUGGACAAGUUUUGACUGUUGAAGAAAAUCACGAAGUGAGAGUUUUGAUCGAUACGAAGAUCCAAAAGAAGUUUCGAUUUUUCGGAUAUUGA